AUGAUGGCUGACUUUGAGGUGGCAAUGGAAUCCAUACAUUUCCUGUCUGAAGAUGCAUAUGUGUAUCUAGAUAAAAUUCCUGCUAAGCAUUGGUCUAGGCAUGCUUUUUCUAGUGAUUGCAAAUCAAAUAUGUUGUUGAAUAAUGUCUGUGAGACAUUCAAUGCUGUUAUAAGAGAUGCAAGGGAUAAGCCAAUACUCACUCAAAUGGAGUGGAUGAGAAGGUAUAUGAUGAAGAGGCACAAUGAGAAAUGGGUGGCAGCUAAUAAGAUGGAUGGGAAGCUCAUACCAUAUGUGACUAAUCUGUUUGAGAGGAUUGAGAGGGCUACAAGGCACUGUAUAGUGCAGAUUUCAAGGGGAAACUCCUAUGAGGUUGAGCUCAAUGGUGAUACAGUUCUGGUUGACUUAGGUAACAUGACUUGCACAUGUUACCAUUGGCAGUUGACUGGUAUUCCAUGUGUGUAUGGAUAUGCAUGCAUUUUGGACAAGAGGGUGGACCCAGAAGACUAUGUGGAUGGGUAUUACACAAGGCAGAAAUAUUUGUAUGCAUAUGAGGAACCUGUGAAGCCUAUGCUUGGACCCAAGCAUUGGGAGAAGCAGCAUCAUCUAAGACAGCCCCUGCCUCCACCAGUAAGGGUUAUGCCUGGUAGGCCUAAGUAA
This is a messenger RNA of Chenopodium quinoa (quinoa), 657 nucleotides long. RefSeq lists its product as uncharacterized. The record is from RefSeq and is a predicted model, not a curated record. The transcript has 2 exons. Gene Ontology annotation, molecular function: zinc ion binding. Lineage: Eukaryota; Viridiplantae; Streptophyta; Magnoliopsida; Caryophyllales; Amaranthaceae. The coding region runs from base 1 to 657 and encodes 218 amino acids.